UUUGCUUGCAGAGAGAUGAUAACAAAACUCCAAACCCCUAGGAAACUCGAGUUACCAGUCCAUCGGGACAAUAGGGCACAGCGAAGCUGCCGCCGGAGCUCGCGGAUCCAGCGCCUCUCCUGGCUAUUCCUGGAGCCUGGAACCCCCGUUGCCAUGUCCUACCCCCAGUUCGGAUACCCCUACUCGUCUGCACCCCAGUUCUUGAUGACCACCAACUCCUUGACAACUUGCUGUGAGUCCAGCGGCAGGACCCUCACGGACUCCGGGGCGGCAGCCUCCGCUCAGACCCCCGUCUAUUGCCCCGUGUACGAGAGCAGGCUGCUGGCCACGGCCAGGCACGAGCUCAGUUCGGCAGCUGCCCUGGGAGUCUAUGGGAAUCCCUACACAAACAGCCAAGGCUAUGGCAACUACGUCACCUAUGGGACAGAGGCGUCGGCCUUCUAUUCCUUGAACAGCUUUGAUUCGAAGGAUGGGAGCGGAUCUGCGCAUGCGGGAAUUACCCAGGCGGCGGCUGCUUACUAUCCCUACGAUCACACGCUCAGUCAGUAUCAAUAUGACAGAUAUGGUACCAUGGACGGAGGGACAAGGAGGAAAAACGCCACCCGGGAGACAACCAGCACGCUGAAGGCCUGGCUGCAGGAGCACCGCAAGAACCCCUACCCGACCAAAGGGGAGAAGAUCAUGUUGGCCAUCAUCACCAAGAUGACUCUCACGCAGGUCUCCACCUGGUUCGCCAACGCCAGGAGGAGGCUCAAGAAGGAGAACAAGAUGACCUGGCCCCCCAGGAACAAAUGUGCUGAUGAAAAGAGACCCUACGAGGAUGAAGAGGAGGCAGAGGCUCAAGGGGAGAGCUUGAAGAACGAGAAACUCAAUGAGCCCUCAAGCAAGGAGGAAAAAGAGUUGGGCCUCAGCGACCUGGACGACUACGACCCGCUAGAAUCCGAAGGCUCGGAGGGCGAGCUGAAGGCCCAAGCUUUCGGCCACGUGGAGAGCGACGCGUGCGCCAACGAGCCCUGCAAGGAGCCCUCCUUGGGCGGGGCCGCCGCCACUCUGGAAAGCAACCUCGACAGGGCCAAGAGCUGCCUCGAGGACCCGACGACGGGCCAGGAAGGCUGCGAGGCGGCAGAGCUCCUGAGUGCCCGGCGGAACAGCUGCGAGGCCAAGCCCUGUUACCAGCAGCAGCAGCUCCUGGAAGCCGGCAGCAAGCCAAGGAUUUGGUCGCUGGCACACACGGCCACUUCCCUCAACCAGGCGGAGUACCCGUCGUGCAUGCUGAAGCGCCAGCAGGGGGCGUCCAGCGCCGUGACGCCCACUCCGGCCAUGAGCGUCAUCGAGAGGCACCAGAAGGAUUCCCCCGUCACCAACCUCAGGAACUGGGUGGACGGCGUGUUCCACGACCCCCUCUUCAGGCACAGUACUUUGAACCAAGCCUUGAGCAACACCACAGUGUCUUGGGCUACCACCAAAGGCUCCAUCUUGGAGACGGGGCCCCUGGGGCGCUCGCUGGGGGGUGGCGCCGCUGUGCUCAAGGGGCAGCUGGCAGGCCUGGCUGGGCCCCAGGACUCCGGCAAAGACUUUCUGGCGUUCCCCAAAGCAAGCAGCAAAAUGUUCUGCUCCUAACGACCAAGCCCCGUCCGCCUCCCUGGGACAGGGUGGGGGAAAGGCAAGACGGGGAGAAGGCUCAGGCCAGAGCGGCUGAGGGCGAGCGGGCAGACCGAGAGAGAGAGACUUGGAGAGUUUAAAUUUAAGCAAGUGACGUGUUUCAAUUGCAAAAACAAAACAUGGAUUUUAAAAGUUCAGUUUGCUGAUUUAAGGGGGAGAGAGAGAGAGAGACUUCCUCCUCUGCUGUUGAAAGAUUUUCACUUGGCGGCGACCUUGUCUUCACGGUUAUUUAAGGCCACAGCACGUUCCACUAGUUAUAGCGGCGUCCUUCUGCGUUUUCCUUGGCGCGAAAUUCGAAUUCAGCUUCUUCGGGGAGGGGGAGGGAGUUGUUCGUCUAUUCUUUUUCUUCUACUUUACUUUCUGAUUCCUUUUUAAUUUGUGGCAUGCCAGUCUUAGUUGCCAAAAAGACUCCCUCGGACUUUGUUUUCCCCCUCCCUCUUCCCCGUUUCAUUGUUAGCAUAUCACCCACAAAAAUAGCACUUCUUCCACCGAGUUGACACACCAUUGCCCGCACACGCGCACACACAGAAUUUGAACUUGACAGAUAAGCUAUGUCGAAAAGGUAUGUUCACUCCAAAUAAAUUGUCUGUCUCUCAGAGGUACCCUAUGAUUUGUGGUCUGUUUGCAUUGCGUUUUCCCCAUCACUUAACCGAAAGGGAGGAGCAAUUAGUCCGGGAGGGGGAGAGUUCGUGGACAGCCAAGUCGAUCUCGUGCUGCCCAGGAUGACUUUUGGAUCCCAAACCCGUGUGCAGACCAACAUCUGCUUCAAGUCCCAUUGACGUUUAUGGAACCCCGAAUCAAUGAAAGUAGAGUGGAGCGUUUCUUGGAAGUAAAUAUCAUGGGACUCGGGCGUACAUUUCCAACUGAACACACCGCUGCAGCCCGAUCCCUUAAACGCGGUGGAUAUAGUUCCCAGCAAACCUGCAUGGGGUCGGGUAGU
Messenger RNA from Rhineura floridana, 2602 nucleotides. RefSeq names its product iroquois homeobox 4 (gene IRX4). Gene Ontology annotation, molecular function: DNA-binding transcription factor activity, RNA polymerase II-specific; RNA polymerase II cis-regulatory region sequence-specific DNA binding. Gene Ontology annotation, cellular component: nucleus. Gene Ontology annotation, biological process: cell development; regulation of transcription by RNA polymerase II; neuron differentiation. NCBI's taxonomy places the organism in Eukaryota, Metazoa, Chordata, Lepidosauria, Squamata, Rhineuridae. The record is from RefSeq and is a predicted model, not a curated record.